AUGUUUGAAUCCAUAAGUUUAUCUUCAACCAUUGGAGGUAAUGGGAACCCUUAUAAAGUAAAUAAUCGACAGGAUAACCAGAAUCAUCCUGAUUUAGAAUCUAUUCAAGGUAGUACAGAUGAGGACUUAGAUCCAGCAGAAUUUCUUUCACCACAAUCACCAGAAUUAUUAGCACAGAACAAAACCAAUGACUCACAUAUUAACCCCAUCACAGAGGAAGAUAAAGAGAGAAGUGUUGAACCGAAACUUUCAAGUAAUGCAUCAAUUCUGACAGAAACUGUGGAACCUUCAGAUGAGGAAUUCAAUGAAUCAAUGUUAUUCAGUUUGAAUCUUGCAAUUCCCCUACAACAACAUAAUCAUAACCAAUCAUCAGAAUCUCCACUUCAAUAUCUUCAGGAGAAUUUCAACAAGCUUGAAAAUGAUCUCCAAGUUCAAACCCGGUUACAUAAGCAAGCUUUAGAUAAUGGUAGUGAGAAGUUACAUAAAAUACGACACAAAAUUGGCAAUAUCCUUGAUUCUAUCUCCGAAAAUCAAUAUUCUUUACAUGAAUUGUAUCAAACUGAGUCGAACUAUAACUCCCAGAUGUUGAAAAAGUUCAAAAAAUGGGAUGAUAAACGUAACAAACUUAUCAAGAAGAUUCAAUCAAUUAAAAGUGAGGAUAACGAAUUUGGGAUAAAAUUACUGAAGCUCCUAGAUGAGUCUUCGGAUUUAGAUCAUGAGAUAAAUCAAUUGGAGGUGAGAUUACUUUCUUUGAAGACCAAGAAGAAACUCCUAGCUACGGAAAUUAAAGAUACCAGUUCUGUUCUUGAAAGUAGAACAUCUAAGUAUGUGAAAGCAUUUGAGGAGCUUGAUAGGAAUGGUGAAGUGGCGAUUCUUGAAGUUUUACGUCUGAAUGGCGUUAUUGAAGACAAAGCUCGUGAAUUGAUUCGUUCAACUCCUGUAGCUGCAGGAUUUGUAGAUCAUUAUAUGAACAAACAACUGCACCGCCAAGUUGAAAUACCAAAACCAUUCAAUGAAUCAUUAAGAAGAAAAAGUAUGAGUCCUCCUUUGAAGUCUGGAACCACCACUUCCAUUAGUCCUGUUCAAUCUCAAGCCGUGUCUCAGGGUAACAAUGUUUCAAGUAUGGGUAUGCAAGCUUACGAACCUCCUUCGGAUUUUACAUCUCCUCAACAUACAGGUAUACAAUCCAAUCAAACAAUAGGUACAGCAGCGUACCAACCCGUAGGAAUGGAAGCUUAUGAGCCACCUUCAAUAUCUAACGAACCUGAAUUCUCGAACCAGUCUCACCUGAGCGUCCCAUAUGAUAAAGGGUUUAAUAAAGGUUUAGAAGCUUCAGAGAAGUUUAAACGUCAACUAAAUCAAAUAUUUGAACUUUAUAUUAAACCUUUGUUGGAACAAAAAACUAAAUAUCAGCACUUACCUUCUAUGAGUGUAGAUGAUUCUUCCAACACCAUCAAAACUAAGAUAGAUUUGGCACCAAUUUUAUCGUUCAUAGAACAUAAAAUUGAGGCGUAUGUUGAACUAUCUAGACAGACUGGAAUCAAGUCUACGGUUUAUCAUAAGGGUAGUGUUCUUUGGAAAGAUACCUAUAGUUUGAUCCAAACGCGAGAAAACGAACUUCAAGGAAGUAUGAUCAUGUCAAGAAAUGAAGUGGAGAAAACCAUUGGAGGUGUCUUGAUAAACUCGUUGAACGAAGUGUUCACAUCUUUAGAUAAAUCGGAAGAACCCGUAUCCAGAGUUAUCGAAAAUGAGGCCCAUGCUUUAAUAAGUGCACUUUCAAUGUUACCACCUUCUUUCAAAGACAAACGAUUAGAGUAUGAAUCAAAACUCCAAGAGAGAAGGAAAGUCCAACCUAAGAUUGAUCUAACCACUUCAAUCAAUUCUACAUAUGAUGAUUCAAGCUCUGAUUAUCUUUAUAACAUAAAUUCCAAUGCUAUAGAACACAAAGUAUUGAAACCAACUCCAAGAGUUUCACAACCAAUAUCACACAAAAUGUCCAACAAUAAGUUGGUUAAAGGGGAAUAG
Yamadazyma jaroonii is the source of this 2025-nucleotide messenger RNA. NCBI's taxonomy places the organism in Eukaryota, Fungi, Ascomycota, Pichiomycetes, Serinales, Debaryomycetaceae. The record is from the annotation of a GenBank genome assembly.